Messenger RNA from Puccinia graminis f. sp. tritici CRL 75-36-700-3, 576 nucleotides. RefSeq lists its product as uncharacterized. The transcript has a single exon. The record is from RefSeq and is a predicted model, not a curated record. NCBI's taxonomy places the organism in Eukaryota, Fungi, Basidiomycota, Pucciniomycetes, Pucciniales, Pucciniaceae. Bases 1 to 576 code for a protein of 191 amino acids.
AUGCUCAUCAACAAAAAGUUGACCGAGCGGCCUGAGGAAUCGGAAGUUCCGGAGCCAGCUCUUCCGGACAACCGAGUCGUUAUACCAUCGAUUGAUUUACAUUACUGCUUAUAUGUCAAUAGCGACAUUAUCUAUUAUCGAAGGCCGCGCUAUGAUGAUGAAGAGGCAACCAUUAAUCAGGGUGAUUACCAACGGUUGAUGUCAUUCGGUCACAUCGAGCCCCUGGAGGUGGACCUGGAUAGAACCGACUUCGAGUCUUUCAAAUCACAAGUGCUCCUUCAGCUGGCCAACACUCGGGCCGCUUAUCAGCUUGGCAUGCUCAUCGAGCAUUUCGAGAGUACCAGGGACAUCUUAUGGAAGGCUCAGGUUUACAGUUACGAUGAACGUCGGAUCGUGGCAAAUUAUGAUCUCCACGAACGCUUUCGCUCAUGGAAAUACGACGUUCUCACCUCUCCAUUGGAUCUACAUCUGUCGGUGAUGAUUCUUAUGGAUCAUCCUGAUGCCUCGGAUGAUCCGGAUGAUCUGGUGAGCUUGCUUCGCAAUGUACAUGAUGGAGGAGUGCAGGGAUUUGGCUGA